Molecule: messenger RNA, 1455 nt
Organism: Candidula unifasciata
Lineage: Eukaryota; Metazoa; Mollusca; Gastropoda; Stylommatophora; Geomitridae
Source: the annotation of a GenBank genome assembly
AUGCAAGCAGACGUAAUUUUACCAGCUGCUGGAACUAGUGAAAGAAUGAAUCUCCCCGUGGCCAAACAGUUUUUGACAGUGCUAGGCAAGCACAUCCUGGCAUACACUAUCGACAACUUUUACAGGUUUCCAUGGAUACGACACAUUGUUGUUGUUGUCAGUGCUGAUCAGAUAGAGUUUACGAAGCAACUGUUAAAUAGUUACGGCUUCACUCGGGCGGUCGUAUGUGCUGGAAGCCACACCAGGCAUCGGUCGAUACACUGUGGACUCAAGGCACUGAAAUCUGAAUGUUCUGGAAAUGACGUGGUGAUAAUCCAUGAUGCAGCGCGACCAUUUGUGCCAGAACAAGUGGCCAAAGAGGUGACGAGGACAGCUUUUGUUCAUGGGGCAGCCGGAGUGACCCGACCCCUUGUGUCCACUGUGAUUCGAGCAGACGAUGAUGCUCGACUGGUCGAGUCCCUCGACCGGAGGUUGUAUACAAACAGUGAGAUGCCCCAGGCUUUCCACUACAGUCUGAUAACUUCCGCCUAUGAAAAGUGCUCAGAAGAUGAUCUUGACUAUGGGACUGAGUGUCUCCUCUUGGCCUUGAAGUACUCUCAAUGCCGUGCUGCUUUAGUCAGUGGAACAGACGACCUCUGGAAGGUCACCUAUUCGAGAGAUGUUUAUUCCAUGGAGUCCAUUGUUAAAGGGAAUACAGACGCUCCUGCCAACACUUUCGUGAUCCUGUGCAACAUGCAGAUGUGUACUGACCACCAGACCUUACAUGACAACAUCACCAAGAUUUCUGCUUGCUAUAACCUUGACCUGCCCUCCUCGGCAGUCAAACUUGAUCUCAUGGUGGUGAUCGUAUUCUUGCAAUCGUUUUCACAGUCUGAUUUUUGGGGUAGGGUUUUUGAUACAAAUGGCAGGACAGUGCAGUUAAAAUCUCUGAUGGUGAAUGUGGAAUCACCUUCAACAAGUCCCAGUGACAUGCAUGAUAGCUUGAGAACUGGCAACAAGACCGAAACUAUUCGUUUACCUCAUGAUGUUCGUCGGGUGCCUGACAGUUUGACCCAAGUGUCUCUGUCAGACACAAACAUGGCUACAACCUCGUUCUUUUCUGCAAGUCUUACCAGCCUUUACCCGACUCCCUCAUGUCAAACCAAAAGUUCAGAAUUACCCAGUGUAAUGUUUCAGCAAACUGAGUUUAACAACAGCCAGAAACUGUCUUUAGCGGAUUUCAAACAGUCAGCCUCUGGUUCAAAUGAGUCUCAUUCUGAGGAUGGUCAUGCAUGCAGAUCUUUCAUCAGCCACCGGACUGUUGUUCAAAUGGUAAAGGAGAAUGUGCAGAGGGAAACUGGGGGCAAGUUUGCCUUGGUUGUCGGAGUCUCCUGUAGGUCGGCGAUCAGCGAGCAGCUUGCACAGCUUGUUUGUCAGCGAAGUUUGUACACAGACGGGCAGAUUUUGAGCUUUUGA